AUGUAUCCUGAGGUUCAGUGCUUAUGCAAAGAUGAGGAUGAGCAGAUAUAUCCAGUUUCAUUUGGCAUUGGCAACGUGGAAAACAAAAAGUCUUGGUCAUGGUUUCUUAAUCAAUUGGGUCGUGCGAUUGGUUGUCCUGAAAAUGCAAUAUUCAUUUCUGACCAGCAUCUUGGCAUUAAGAAUGCAAUUGAGAAAGUGUACAAGGACGCGCAUCACGAUCUAUGUAAUUACCAUUUAGGGAAAAAUAUUAAAAACAUGUUCAAGCUCGAAGAUGUUGGCACGAUAUACACCUUGGCUGCCAACUGCUAUAGGCUCACCGAUUUUAAUAGACAUAUGAAUAAGCUAAAACAACUUUACAAACCUGCUUAUGACCGCCUUAUGAGAUUAGGCUCUAAGAGAUGGGCACGUGUACGGUCACCAAUAAGGCGAUACAGGCUAAUGACAUCCAACAUUGCGGAGUGUAUUAACUCCUGCCUCAAGCAUGUACGGAAAAUGCCAAUAACCGUCCGAAUCGAGUGCAUCAAAGCCAUGUUCCAACAUUGGUUCCUUGACCGGCACAAUGAAGCAUUGAAUUUGACCAUGCCCCUCAGCCCUUGGGUUAUUGAUCUCUUGAACAAACAGUUUAAUGAAGCAUGUCACUUUUCCAUACAACCAAUAGAUCGAAUGGAGUUUCAAGUUAUAGGCGGGACGAAGGACGCAGUCGUUAACCUGUGCACGAAGACGUGUUCAUGUGGUGAGUUCCAGACUGAUCUACUCCCCUACACACAUGCCAUGGCGGCAAUAAGUAAGUACAAAUGUGCAGCCAUUGAAUUUUGCUCGGACUAUUACUUUACUCGGUCUUGGGUGGACGGAUAUGCGGUUCCCAUUCACUCGAUUGGGCAUCCUAGUGAGUGGGACAUCCCCUAUGAUGUUAAACAAAUGGUUGUUUUGCCACCAACCUGGGGAGAUCAAGAGGGAAAACCUAGGAGGAAAAGGAUUCCAUCAGCUGGGGAAAGCAGUCGACGACAUAGAUAUUCACAAUGCAAGAGUUAUGGUCAUAAUAGACAAAAUUGCCUCAUGUUGUUUCCAACUCUAUCGACAAAUGGGGAAACAUCAUCUACUCAGUCGACGGCUCAAUGA
Molecule: messenger RNA, 1119 nt
Organism: Theobroma umbraticum
Lineage: Eukaryota; Viridiplantae; Streptophyta; Magnoliopsida; Malvales; Malvaceae
Biological process (GO): DNA transposition
Molecular function (GO): zinc ion binding; DNA binding; transposase activity
Source: RefSeq, a predicted model, not a curated record